Molecule: messenger RNA, 3041 nt
Organism: Xenopus laevis (African clawed frog)
Lineage: Eukaryota; Metazoa; Chordata; Amphibia; Anura; Pipidae
Gene: dnal4.S
Product: dynein axonemal light chain 4 S homeolog
Biological process (GO): microtubule-based process
Cellular component (GO): cytoskeleton; dynein complex
Source: RefSeq, marked provisional
GUUUUGAAACGAGGGGGUGGAGCGCAGAGCUCGGUGGCUUCUCUUCCGGGUUUGGUAGCGGUUGCCAGGGGAGGCCUGGCCCGCUGCAUAGCAACGAAAGCGGAGGGACGCUGUUGUGACUCACAGAGACAUGAAACCGGCCGGCGGCUCCGGUAACUCAGUGUGGGGUAUGUAAUCUGGCCUGCCACCGCUUACCCUUCAGUAUCUACCUUCAAAAUAUAGUUUACACUACUUUGUGCAUGUGCAAUAUAACAUACCUAAGUAUACAGUAACCACUGGGAGCUGACAAGGAAUCCCUAUGGCAGAUCCUGGCGAAAGCAAGAAAGAUGAGGCAGACUACAAGAGGAUGCACAGCUUUCCUUUAAUUCGGCACACAGAUAUGCCAGAAGAAAUGCGUGUAGAAACAAUGGAGCUAUGUGUUACAGCCUGUGAAAAAUUUGCAAGUAAUAAUGAGAGUGCAGCAAAGAUGAUUAAAGAGACAAUGGACAAGAAGUUUGGCUCCUCCUGGCAUGUGGUUAUCGGAGAGGGGUUUGGAUUUGAGAUAACUCAUGAAGUCAAGAACCUCCUUUACAUGUUCUUUGGAGGCAGCCUGGCAAUCUGUGUGUGGAAAUGUUCAUGAUGGACCCUGAUAUAGGACAACAAAUUUCAAUUCCUCAGUUUUUCUCCUUCUACUCAGGAUGUGCUGCUGCAAGGCCUUGCUCAGGAAAGAGUCAUUGGCUGGGCUCAUCAUGACAAUAUCUCAAUGUCAUUUUGGGCUUAUUGAGGUGACCAAGCUAAAAUACUUUUUGGGAAAGAGUGUCUGCAACAGGUUGCAUGUCACUCUGGCAGUUUACUGUAAAAGUUAAAGCUGUUGGUCAUUAAAUAAUAUACAAGCCCUUGCAAUAUAUUGUUCGCUAAGAUUUGCAAACAAUCAGACAUGCCAAACUGGUCAAAAUCCAGCCGUUUAUUCCCUUUUCUUAUUCUCGACCCUCAGAAGCUUUUUUAAAUCCAGUAUAAAUGUAUGCACAGGGUUUUACCGUCCUUUUGGCACUGCAACUCUGGUCUCCCAAAUAGCAUUUUAUUUCAUCGACACUACUUCACUAGCUCUGUUUAUAUUUACCCUGUCACUUCCUUGGUACUGAGUUCCCCAGUUACAUUACAAUAGCUUUGUGGCUUAAACCCCUUUUACUCUCCUCUGUGCCAUCUAUUUUCUAUAGUAUAUUUAAAUAUUCAAGCCAUUUUUUUUUCUCUAUUCUCUACUAUAUAUACUGAUUUGCUCCUUCAUUCCCGUUGUUCUCUUUCUUUUACUCUCAUAUUCCAACACAGAUACAGUUUUCUACUGCUCAUUUUCUGCUCAUCGUUUUGACGUAGUCCUACAGCAUAGUUUAUCCACGAGCCAUAAAUGAUAGAUCAGGAGUUUUAGGAAACCACAGAGAAGCCUGCCAACAACCAGCCCUCAAUUUUUCUUGUUCAGUCGCAGAAACGUGAAGCCAUGUUUCUAGGAAGGAUUUUUAUACUCUGUUGGGACAUUAAGGAAGCUGUUUUUUAUUUUAAUUCUGGUUAUAAAAUGGUUUGCUCUAAUUGUCAUUAAUAAAAUUCCUUGGGUUUUUAAAAAAAGUAAUAUUUAUACUCCUGUGGAUUGGUCAGAAAAUAUGUGCUGAAAUGUAUGUGUUAAAAGGUAUUGUAAGCAAGGGAGGGUUUAGGAAGCCUCUGGAAAUACCCAGAUCACUGUUGUAUACAUCUUUUAAAGAUACCCUGUUGGAAAAGUAGAAUUGCUCUCAUGUUUAUUAAGAACCCCAACACAAUGUAAGGCUGGUUUAUUAUACAUAUCUGCAGUAAUCUCAGUCAUACCGAGUGCAUGUGGUAUAAAUCAAAUCAGACAUGAAGAUACAGUGGCAUUUUCAUGUUGAAGUGGAGCUAAGGUCAUCCUGCUUCAGUGGAAGCCACAUACAAGUGCCACUGUCCUUAUCAAUUCACUCACUCAAAUAUUAGUCCGGUUGUGUGAGCAAGCCCUAUUAUCAUUUCAUAAAAUGCACAUGUCUCUCAACUCUCUAAGUUCACUCAAAUUAAGGGCUUGCCAUUUCCAGGAUAUAAUUUGCUUAACAAAUAAAUGUUUGAGAACUAGAUAUUUAGAUUUAAUUGCAGUUCUAGGGGCAGAUUCACUAAGGGUUGAAUUUCGAAGUUAAAAAUACUUCGAAAUUCGACCCUCGAAUUGAAAUCCUUCGACUUCGAAUAUCGAAGUCGAAGGAUUUAGCGCUAAACGUUCGAUCGAACGAUCGAAGGAUUUUUCGUUCGAUCGAACGAUUAAAUCCUUCGAAUCGAACGAUUCGAAGGAUUUUAAUCAAACGAUCGAAUGAAUAUCCUUCGAUCAAAAAAAGUUUAGCAAGCCUAUGGGGACCUUCCCCAUAGGCUAAAAUUGACUUCGGUAGGUUUUAUCUGCCGAAGUAGGGGGUCGAAGUUUUUUUUAAAGGGAAAGUACUUCGACUAUCGAAUGGUCGAAUAGUCGAACGAUUUUUACUUCGAAUCGUUCGAUUUCGUUCGAAUUCGAACGAAUUUAACCAAUUCGAUGGUCGAAGUACCCAAAAAAUACUUCGAAAUUCGAAUUUUUUUCAUUCGAAUCCUUCACUCGAAGUUAGUGAAUCUGCCCCCCUAGUGUUUAGAUUUAUGGAAAUGGUUUUGUGCUGCUUUUAAAACAGGAGCCAACUGUACCAACAAAAAGAAAAGACUUUAUAAAUGCACCAUGAUUUUUAGAAUGUUUCCCCCCUCGGAUACAUAUUUUUGUGAAGAAGACUUAAACCAUUUAUACUGUACUUUUUCACUAGCUAAGAAAGAUGUUCUAUGUUCUAUCUAGUUUUGCAUCACUAAGAGGAAAAGAAAUUCAUAUGGUCCGCAAAGAAAAAAGAUUCUCUAUAUAACUAUAAAAAUGAAACAAGAAAAUGAACCUUGCAGAAGAGAUUUGUUCUAUUGAAGGCAGUAAGGUUGUAGCAGAUAGAAGAGAAGUGAAAUUACUUUCUUGUAGAAGUGAGCUUGGCAACAGGUAUCCUUCAUGAUGCAUUGUCGUA